Clarias gariepinus (North African catfish) is the source of this 1746-nucleotide messenger RNA. RefSeq names its product premelanosome protein b (gene pmelb). The record is from RefSeq and is a predicted model, not a curated record. NCBI's taxonomy places the organism in Eukaryota, Metazoa, Chordata, Actinopteri, Siluriformes, Clariidae. The coding region runs from base 1 to 1686 and encodes 561 amino acids. The transcript is spliced from 12 exons. Gene Ontology annotation, cellular component: melanosome. Gene Ontology annotation, biological process: melanosome organization.
AUGAACUUAUUUUCAAGAUUCUUUAUACUGCUCUUGUUUUCAAUGGUCAUCUCAAAGCAACUUCAAAAAAGCAAGUCCAAACCCAAAUUCAUACGAUACCGGCCAUGGAACACAAAAUUGUACCCAGUGUGGAAGAAUAAAGACCCGCGUUACAAGAGCAGCUGGACAGGCGGAGAGGUGAAAUUUGAUGUCUGUAAUGAUGCACCAACUCUAACUGGAGCUAAAGUCACCUUCACUAUUGACAUACUUUUUCCAGAAAAUCAAGAGGUGCUGCCUAAUGGAGAAGUUGUUUGGGGAAAGAACUGCUUUGUGAAUGGUACUCAACAUCAUGAAGGCGAGCCUGUUUACCCUCAGAAAAACACUGAUGAUCAGAAUGCUAUUUUUCCUGAUGGCUCUCCGUUAUACAAAAAUGGGGAUCAAAAGCCACCUUUUGUGUUUGUAUGGAAAACCUGUGGGAAAUACUGGCAGGUGUGUGAUGGUCCGUCAUCCUCUCUGACCGUCAGCACUAAAGACAUUCCUCUCGGCACCUAUGAAAUGGAUGUGGUUAUUUAUCACUACAGAAAAAGAGAGAAAUUCAUUCCAAUCGGCUAUGCUUCAACACAGUUCUGUAUCACUGACCAGAUCCCGUUUGCUGUCACUCUCACUCAAGUGAAUGAUAAAGAUCAAGGGGACCAAACGUUUAUCCAAAACCAAGCCAUUGCCUUCGCUGUUGCUGUCCAUGACCCCAGUUCCUACCUGGCUAACUCUGACAUCAACUUUAACUGGGAUUUUGGGGACGACAGUGGCACUGUGAUUUCAAGAGAACUCAUCGUCACCCACACAUACACAAAGACCGGCUCUUUUAAACCCCAUGUUGUCGUCCAGGCUGCCAUCCCAAAUCCGUCCUGUUCCCCUCCUACAAAUACACCUUCACUAACUGAACCAACUGCUGAUGCCUUUAUUUCUGAGGAGCAUGCAGGGCCUCUCUCUAAUGAAAGUGCAUUUAAGAACACUGCAGAGUUGAUGGAACAUUCUGGAUUAUUCGGUGCUGAGAUGAAAAUAGCCUUCCAGCUAGACACAACUGGAGGUUUGUUCAUUUUACUUAUGCUAUAUUUAAAAAAGAAUCAGCCACAAAAUUCUGAGCAGGAAUGUGUGAUCUACCGUUACGGCUCUUUCUCCACAAGCAUCACAGUUGUUGAGGGCAUUAAGGAUGUGCAGAUCGUCCAGGCCGCUGGUGCGUUUUUUGAACUGAACACUGUGGAUUUCACCAUUUCUUGUCAAGGAAGCAUGCCUACAGACAUAUGCACUGUGAUUUCCGACUGCCUUUCUCCAGGCAGGACCAUCUGCAGUGCUGUAAACGCUUUAACAGAGUGCCAGCUCGUUCUCCGACACGUGUUUAAUGACUCGGGCAUCUUUUGCAUUAAUAUCUCAUUGAGUAAUGAUGCCAGCCUUGCAGUCACUAGUGCCAGAGUAAAUGUGAUCACUGGUUCUAGGAUGCUCAUCACAGGAAUUGUGGCUAUGGUGUUUGGUAUCUUAACUGUUGCAUUAGCAGUAGGGAUCUUUGCCUACAAGCAUAUAAAGCUCCAUCAGCCUCUGUCUGAGAUGUCUGCCGCUGGAAUCAUAUGUUUAAUAUCUUCUUACCUUCAGAGCUUGAUUAAGGAACAGGCAGCACCAAAACAUUCAUUAUUUCUUCACAAAGAAGGGUGAACAAGAUAUAUAAGCAACAGCAAAUAUUAUUCAACCACAGUCUUAAGCAAAUUCUUUUUC